Messenger RNA from Cercospora beticola, 1858 nucleotides. RefSeq lists its product as uncharacterized. Lineage: Eukaryota; Fungi; Ascomycota; Dothideomycetes; Mycosphaerellales; Mycosphaerellaceae. Gene Ontology annotation, cellular component: Golgi apparatus. The record is from RefSeq and is a predicted model, not a curated record.
AUCAGUCUCGCCUGGCGCACUCUCUACCUCUUACCUGCACCGACUGCACCUUGAUUGUUCUCGCGAUAUAAAAUUUCGCUAUGUCGAGAUCUUGAUGUCGUGGUCGCGUUGAUGGUGUGAGAUCAUCGUUGAAGGUCUCACGCCGAGCCAUUGACAUUGGACAGCUGGCUUGCCAAGGUCAACCCUCCUCUUGUUGAGCUCUGAUCUUCAAACACGCGUACAUCACGAUCCCUUCAGAACCGCAGUCGAUAUGGCAGACGAAGACAAGGAAAAGGCGGAGAAGCUCGCCGCGGCCAAGAAGCGGUUUGAACAAUUGAAGAAGAAGCAAGCCAAGGAGGGCAAGAAAGGCGGCAAGAAGAAGGCCGACAAGAAAGACGAUGCCGAUACUAAGACCGAAGACGCAGGCGAGGAGACAGCUGAAGCGGAUGCCACAGCCAACGCCGAGGAUGCAGAGGCAGAUGCGCAAGAGGAGGAGAUCCGCGAAGAGGUGAAGCGCAAAGAGCGAACGAAAUCAUUCAAAGAGGAGGCAUCAGCCGCGCAAUCUGAAGUUCAAGAGCUCUACAAGAAGCAGACGGCCAAGAUCGAGGAGCUCGAGAAAGAGAACAAGUCGCUCAAGGAGCAGCAAGAGGAGAACACAAAGAAGCUGAGCAAGGCCGAGGAGGAGCUGGAAAGCCUGCGUGAGGGUAGCGGCGAGGUUGCAGAACUCCGCAGCAAGGCGAAGGAGACUGAGCGAUUGACGACUGAGCUGGCCACUGUCCAGAGACAGCUGACCCAGGCUCAAAAGGAGCAAAAGAAUACUACACGCAGAGCGUCGUCAAGCGCAAGUCCGGAGCUGGUCGAGCAACUUGCGACGAAGGACUCGACAAUUCAGUCUUUGGAGCUGGACAUUUCCAAUCUUCGCAACCAGAUCACCACUCUGGACUCUACAAUAUCGGAGCGUGAUGCUGCAGCAAAGGAUUUGGAGGACCGCGCGAAGGUGGCAGAAGCGCAGACGGAGACUGUCAAGCAGGAACUUGAUGCUCUGCGAGCAUCUAUCUCGUUCCCGAGCGACGAAACAGCAUCGGCGAAAGACGACCCAGAAGCUCUUACUAAGCGCAUCAGCGUUCUUGAGUCUGAUCUUCGCACUGCCAACAACAAUCUCGAGGCCGCUGCCAAACGCGCAACGUCUCUUGAACAGAAGAUCGAAGCCUUGACAAAGUUGCACAAGGAUGCCAAUGCCACCUCACAGGCCAAAGAUCGAGAACUUGCAGACCUUCGAUCACAGCUGCAGCGUCAAAAUAAGAGAAGCUCUCACGUUCGCCCGGACAACUUGGACGAUUUCGAAUUGUCUGAAUCAGAAACCGAGACGGGUCAGCUGCAAGCACGGUUACGAGCAUUGGAGGCCGAGAACUUUGAUCUACGACGCGGAGUCUGGAGAGACAAGCGAGCCGAACUUCAGCCAGGCAUGAACGACGACGGAUUGAAGGACGUGGAUCUGUACACACCUGAUGGCACGAAUAGACAGCAGGGCUCUCUUCCCCGUCAGACGAGCACAUUCCAAGAUGUGAUCAAUUCGGGCAUCAAUGCUUUCACGGGGAGGGAAAGAAAUCAACCGCCUAGGAAUAGAGCAGAGAGUCUCGGCUUGAUGUCUGAUGAUGGCGGAUUCGACGAGGAGGCUUUCAGACUCGCUCAAGAGGAAGAGCAGAAGCGACGGCUGGAGAGAAUCAAAGAUGUCAAACGAGGUCUUGAUCAGUGGAAGGGGUGGAGAGUGGAUCUGGCGGAUAAUCGAAGAAACUGGGCUGGAGAUGGACGACAGGUGGGACCUGUCUUCGAGCUGUAGGAGCAGAGCAUGGAAUAUCAGACGCUAUAGAAUACCCGC